UCUCUCUCUCUCUCUACUGCAACUUUUGUAUCUUUUUAUAUAAAUUAAUUAAUAAAAUAAAACGAUUUUCUUUUUCUUUAUAAGUAUACGUCUGAGACGUUCCUUAAAGAGCUUCUGCUUCAGCUUCUUCAAAUCUCAGACACGCCAGUGUUUACAUGCAUUUGCUCUCUUGAUUUCCUUGAAACUUUGUUUUAAACUCAAAACACAUGCAAAAUAGAUAAGAUCUUCUUCUGAUAAUAACCUCGUGAUUAUCGUUUUACCAAGUCUUCUUCUUCUUCUUCUUCCUUACCACACAAAUGCAGCAGAAGUACUAAUAGUGUAACGCUUAUAAUCAGCUCAGGCAGGAUUUUACCAAAGAAGAAGAACAACAACAAACAAGAGAGAGAAAAAGUAAUUGUUUUUAGUUUGAUGGCUCCGAUGACGAACUGGUUAACGUUUUCUCUGUCACCAAUGGAGAUGUUGAGGUCAUCUGAUCAGUCUCAGUUUGUCUCCUAUGACGCUUCUUCCGCCGCUUCCUCCUCUCCUUAUCUCCUCGAUAAUUUCUAUGGUUGGACGAACCAAAAACCACAGGAGUUUUUCAAAGAGGAAGCUCAGUUAGCAGCAGCUUCAAUGGCGGAUUCAACAAUCUUAACAACAUUCGUAGACCCACAAUCUCAUUCCCAGAAUCACAUCCCAAAGCUCGAAGAUUUUCUCGGUGACUCUUCUUCUAUCGUUCGUUUCUCUGACAACAGUCAAACCGAUACUCAAGACUCUUCCCUCACUCAAAUCUACGAUCCACGUCACCACCACCAUAACCCCAACCAAACCGGGUUCUACUCCGAUCACCACGAUUUCAAAACCAUGGCCGGUUUUCAAACCGCUUUCUCGACUAACUCCGGUUCAGAGGUCGAUGACUCUGCUUCAAUCGGACGGACUCAUCUUACUGGAGAGUAUUUGGGACACGUGGUUGAAUCUUCCGGACCGGAGCUAGGGUUUCACGGUGGAUCUACCGGAGCUUUGUCACUUGGGGUUAACGUUAACAAUACUAAUCACCGGAAUGAUCAUGAUAGUAAUCAGAUUACUAAUCAUCAUUACCGAGGUAAUAACAACGGUGACAGAAUCAACAAUGAGAACGAGAAGACAGAUUCUGAGAAGGAGAAAGCUGUUGUAGCUGUGGAAACAUCAGAUUGUUCUAAUAAGAAGAUUGCUGAUACGUUUGGUCAAAGGACUUCGAUUUACAGAGGUGUUACUCGACAUAGAUGGACGGGAAGAUAUGAAGCUCAUCUAUGGGAUAAUAGCUGUAGGAGAGAAGGUCAGGCCAGGAAGGGACGUCAAGUAUACUUGGGUGGAUAUGACAAAGAAGAUAAGGCAGCUCGAGCUUACGAUUUAGCGGCUCUUAAAUACUGGAAUGCUACUGCUACUACCAAUUUCCCUAUUACGAAUUACGCGAAAGAAGUGGAGGAAAUGAAGCACAUGACCAAGCAAGAGUUCAUUGCCUCCCUGAGGAGGAAGAGUAGUGGUUUCUCUAGAGGAGCUUCGAUAUACCGAGGUGUGACAAGGCAUCAUCAACAAGGACGUUGGCAAGCAAGGAUUGGCCGUGUCGCCGGGAACAAAGAUCUUUACCUUGGAACCUUUGCAACGGAAGAGGAAGCUGCUGAAGCGUACGACAUAGCAGCAAUCAAGUUCAGAGGAAUAAACGCUGUAACUAACUUUGAGAUGAACCGUUACGACGUUGAAGCCAUCAUGAAGAGUGCCCUUCCCAUCGGUGGUGCAGCUAAACGUCUUAAGCUCUCUUUGGAAGCUGCUUCAUCAGAGCAGAAACCAAUCCUCGGUCAUCAACUUCACCAUUUCCAGCAACAGCAGCAACAACAACAACAGCUUCAGCUUCAGUCAUCUCCUAAUCACAGUAGCAUUAACUUUGCUCUCUGUCCUAAUUCAGCAGUUCAGUCUCAACAGAUUAUUCCAUGUGGAAUUCCUUUUGAAGCAGCUGCUCUUUACCACCACCAACAACAGCAACAACAGCAGCAACAGAACUUCUUCCAGCAUUUUCCCGCAAAUGCAGCUUCUGACUCGACCGGGUCUAAUAACAACUCCAACGUUCAGGGAACAAUGGGACUUAUGGCGCCGAAUCCGGCUGAGUUCUUCCUCUGGCCUAAUCAGUCUUACUAAAACCAAUCAUAUGAGUUGAUUGUGUCAAGUUUUUAUCGUUUUUAAGGGACACAACUUCUUGAUUCUGGCUAACCCAUAAGCUGACUAGAAGAAUCUGAAAAUCUCACUUUUGUUUUUGUUUUGAUUAACUGUUGUUGUUUAGGCAGGAGUAGUUGGGGGGUGAAAUGUGGAAGAAAGGUUGGGGUCAUUAAUGUAUUAAACCUAAACUCGGUGGAGGAAAAUGGUAGUUUUUGGGAAUUAGGAGGUGGUUUCUUUUGUAUCUUGUAUGUAUAAGGCUAUCAGCUUAUCCGCAGUGUACUCUGUUUCCAUUUAUGAAAAAA
This is a messenger RNA of Arabidopsis lyrata subsp. lyrata, 2468 nucleotides long. Its product is annotated as AP2-like ethylene-responsive transcription factor AIL6. Gene Ontology annotation, biological process: regulation of DNA-templated transcription. Gene Ontology annotation, molecular function: DNA-binding transcription factor activity; DNA binding. The transcript is spliced from 9 exons. The record is from RefSeq and is a predicted model, not a curated record. Lineage: Eukaryota; Viridiplantae; Streptophyta; Magnoliopsida; Brassicales; Brassicaceae. Bases 409 to 2148 code for a protein of 579 amino acids.